Xiphophorus maculatus (southern platyfish) is the source of this 1548-nucleotide messenger RNA. It is a transcript of the gene fbl, whose product is annotated as fibrillarin. The record is from RefSeq and is a predicted model, not a curated record. Bases 131 to 1072 code for a protein of 313 amino acids. Gene Ontology annotation, biological process: rRNA methylation; box C/D sno(s)RNA 3'-end processing. NCBI's taxonomy places the organism in Eukaryota, Metazoa, Chordata, Actinopteri, Cyprinodontiformes, Poeciliidae. Gene Ontology annotation, cellular component: nucleolus; box C/D methylation guide snoRNP complex; Cajal body. The transcript has 9 exons. Gene Ontology annotation, molecular function: RNA binding; rRNA methyltransferase activity; histone H2AQ104 methyltransferase activity.
GCCUCUCUGCGCAUGUGCGGUACCUCCACACGUGUUCACUGUGUGUGGUGAAACGCAGAUUUGGAGUCGCCGUAGGAGAAGCGCCGCACAAGUUUUCGGGUUGUUAUUUCAUCGCUAAUCUUCAACUAACAUGAGACCAGGUUUCAGUCCGCGUGGAGACAGAGGAGGACGAGGCGGAGGUCGUGGAGGGUUCAGAGGUGGCUUCGGUGACCGGGGGGGCCGAGGAGGAAGAGGUGGAGGCUUUAGGUCCCCAGACGGUGGAGGAUUUCGAGGCAGAGGUGGCGGGAGAGGCACCCCGAGAGGAAGAGGAGGCAGAGGAGGAAGGGGCGGCGGCAGAGGAGGCUUAGGAGGAGGGAAAAGGGUUCUGAUCGAGCCUCACAGACAUGAAGGAGUGUUUAUCUGCAGAGGGAAGGAGGACGCCCUGGUCACCAAGAACAUGGUGAUGGGAGAAUCUGUGUACGGAGAGAAGAGAAUGAGUGUGGAGGAAGGAGAGGCCAAGAUUGAGUACAGAGCCUGGAAUCCUUUCCGCUCAAAGCUGGCAGCAGCUAUUCUAGGAGGAAUUGACAAGAUCCAUAUCAAACCUGGAGCCAAGGUCAUGUACCUGGGGGCCGCCUCUGGGACCACCGUGUCCCACGUCUCAGACAUUGUUGGACCGGAGGGACUGGUCUAUGCGGUGGAGUUCUCCCAUCGAUCGGGUCGUGAUCUUCUCAAUGUGGCAAAGAAACGCACCAAUAUCAUUCCAAUCAUUGAAGACGCCAGGCAUCCACACAAAUACCGCAUGUUGGUUGGCAUGGUGGAUGUCAUUUUUGCCGAUGUGGCCCAGCCUGACCAGACGAGGAUUGUUGCUUUGAAUGCUCACAACUUCCUGAAAAAUGGAGGACACUUUGUUAUCUCAAUUAAGGCCAACUGUAUAGACUCCACAGCAGCUCCAGAGGCAGUUUUUGCUUCUGAAGUGAAGAAGAUGAGUGCUGAGAACAUGAAGCCACAGGAACAGCUGACUCUGGAGCCCUAUGAGAGAGACCACGCUGUGGUGGUGGGCAUCUACAGACCUCCACCUAAACAGAAGAAAUGAGGUGUGGAAAAUGAACAGAAGGCUGCCAUCACCAUCAAGUUGAACCAAAUCUCUUUCAAGUUGCUCUCCUUCUCAAUCUCUGUCUAUCUGACAGAGGUACAGCUCUGAGCCACCGUUAGCUUUCUAACUCCAUUUAGUGGGAAUACCAUUCAGUUCUUCCACAGCUGUUGUUUUAGCAUAUGUAACGCAUACAUUGUACAUAAAUUUGUGUAAAAUAUGAUUUGCCCUGUCUCUCUUUCUAAGCCUUUUAAAAACUAAUCAAACUUUUAAAAGUUAACUAGAUUUUAUAAAAUACAUUGGUAAAUAAAAACACAUUUAAACCCAAAAUACAUGUAAUUGAGUUGAAACAUAAUGACAGACUUGAAAAUCCACAAAUGGUUUAUUUGUGCGUUCUUUUCAGAGUCUAAACAGCAUUCUCUGAAGUGUGUAUGGACCAUUCUCUGAGGAAACACAAGAUAAAAACUUAUUGGCUGGUC